GAGAGUCUCUCGGGAGGCUGGAUUAGCCACAAGUUGUGGUGAACCAGGGUAAAAUUCGGUGUGCCUCUUACUCUUUUCUUUACUUCUCUCUUAAAUUUUUAAUUCCUGCGAUUUCUACGAUCAAACGCUAUUCACCCCCCCCCUCUAUCAUUGGUCUAUUAUUCUAACAAUUGGUAUCAGAGCCUAACUCACGUCCAAACUUAACCGUUUGAGAGUAAAGCGAUCAUGGGUUCUUCUUCUAGAAAUCUUUAUGCAGGAAUUGGAGAAGGUCAAUCAACCUCUAUGCCACCGCUUUUUGAUGGCACCAACUACACAUAUUGGAAAGAGCGGAUGAGAAUUUAUAUCCGCUCAACCAACUUUCAGUUGUGGUUGGUCAUCAAGAAUGGCGAAGAGAUUUCAAUGAAGAAGGUCGGUGAAAAACUCGUCCCAAAGACCGAGGACGAAUUUGAUGCCGAGGACAUCAAAAAGGUGGAGAACUAUGCCAAGGCGAUCAACAUGCUGUACUGCGCGGUCAACCCAGAUGAUUAUCACAAGAUCUCUUGCUGCACCACUGCCAAAGAAAUGUGGGACAAGCUGGAGGUCACAUAUGAAGGUACGGACCAAGUUCGGGAAGCCAAAAUUGACUUCCUGACGCAGGAGUACGAGAUGUUCAGGAUGAAGGAAGGCGAAAAGAUCGAUGAAAUGUUCGAUCGGUUCUCAAAGAUCAUCAAUGAACUUCACGCUCUCAAGAAGACGUACGCCAACAAGGACCUUGUGAGGAAAAUCCUGCGGAGUCUCACACCCGAAUGGAGAUCAAAGGCAGAUGCAAUCUAUAAAUCCAUCGGAGUCUCAAAUGUCACCAUCAACGGGUUAAGAGGUAAUCUCAAAACUUAUGAAUCUACAAUUCUAACCCCAUCUUUGGAUGAGCAAAAGAAGAAGGGAAUAGCGCUGAAAGAAACCAAGGAGACCAUGGAAGAAGUUUCAAGCGAUGACGACAACGAGUUCGGAAACGCUACAAUCAUGGCCGGAGGAAAGUCCAAGAGCAAAGAUGCCAAGAAGAUGGUCACUACUGAGGCCACAACCUCUGCGCCUCAACCCUUUCCGUACCUGGACGGAUCCUUUCUCGAGUUUGGCUCGGAGGAAGAACUCACUCGCUUCAUCACCCACUUCGCUAAACGCCGUAUCUCUCCGCCAAGGGUGCUGCCCGAGUGGUUUCCCCAGCAAAAAGGGUACCACGACCUCGACAAUCAACUCAAGGAGUCGGGCUUGUGGCCCUUCGUCUCCAAGAGCCGCAUCUCCUUCAAUCCCGCCUAUGUCUGGGCCUUCUACUCCAAUCUCCAGCCUCGCCGGAAAAGCGUCUCCUACUCUACAUCCUCACCCGGAUUCUUCGCCCCCGGGACAGUAGCCACACCUCUCUCUCCAACGAGGAUCUCAAGGCGGUUCAUGCUAUCAUCCAUGGCGCCUCGAUCAAUUGGGCAAAAUACGUCAUGAUUCACAUGGCGGAUUGCGCCUCCAUCACCACCGAGCGGAGCUUGACAUACGCCUUCCUCGUCAUGGAUCUCAUUGUUGCCUCCCACAUCCACAUCGCCGGCCCGGACACAAAGAUGACGAAGAUUUGGAUCAUCCAAGACAGCACCUUCCGAAAGAAGUCCAAGGACAGAACCGGCGCAGGACCCAGUCGG
Messenger RNA from Cuscuta campestris, 1661 nucleotides. The record is from the annotation of a GenBank genome assembly. NCBI's taxonomy places the organism in Eukaryota, Viridiplantae, Streptophyta, Magnoliopsida, Solanales, Convolvulaceae.